Molecule: messenger RNA, 1833 nt
Organism: Penicillium chermesinum
Lineage: Eukaryota; Fungi; Ascomycota; Eurotiomycetes; Eurotiales; Aspergillaceae
Gene: ilv3
Product: dihydroxy-acid dehydratase ILV3
Exons: 2
Coding region: 1-1833 (610 amino acids)
Biological process (GO): branched-chain amino acid biosynthetic process
Cellular component (GO): mitochondrion
Molecular function (GO): dihydroxy-acid dehydratase activity
Source: RefSeq, a predicted model, not a curated record
AUGCUGUCCCAAACACGGGCGCGGCUCCCCGCUGCCCUCCGGUGUCUCUCCCGGCCUUCUGCCCCAGCUCGCGCGCUUUCCACUACCCUCCCUCGCUUUCACAAAGACAAUGAUGUUGUUCUCAAUAAGGUCUCUAGCACCAUUACUCAGCCCAUCUCCCAAGGUGCGUCGCAGGCCAUGCUGUACGCCGUGGGUCUCAAGGAGGAGGACAUGAACAAGGCCCAGGUCGGAAUUUCGUCGGUCUGGUUCAAUGGCAACCCUUGCAAUAUGCACUUGAUGGAUUUGAACCACAAGGUCCGUGAGGGUGUGCAGGAUCAAGGUUUGAUCGGUUUCCAGUUCAACACUGUCGGUGUCAGUGACGCUAUCAGUAUGGGUACCAGCGGUAUGCGCUACUCUCUGCAGAGCCGUGACCUGAUUGCCGACUCUAUCGAGACUGUCAUGGGUGGACAGUGGUACGAUGCCAACAUCUCCAUCCCUGGUUGCGACAAGAACAUGCCAGGCGUCGUGAUGGCUAUGGGCCGUGUCAACCGCCCCAGUCUGAUGGUCUAUGGUGGUUCCAUUAAGCCCGGUUGCGCUGUGACCCAGAACAAUGCCGAAAUCGACAUUGUGUCUGCUUUCCAGGCCUACGGCCAGUUCCUCGCCAAGGAGAUCACUGAACCCCAGCGAUUCGACGUCAUCCGCCACGCUUGCCCUGGUGAGGGUGCUUGUGGUGGUAUGUACACUGCUAACACCAUGGCCACUGCCAUUGAGACCAUGGGUAUGACUCUUCCCGGCUCUUCAUCCAACCCUGCCAAUUCCCAGGCCAAGUAUCUCGAGUGUCUGGCCGCCGGUGGCGCCAUCAAGCGCCUGCUCGCUGAGGAUAUCCGCCCUCGCGACAUCAUGACUCGCCAGGCCUUCGAGAAUGCCAUGGUUGUCGUCAACAUCACCGGAGGCUCCACCAACGCCGUCCUCCACCUGAUUGCCAUCGCCGACUCCGUCGGCGUCAAGCUCACCAUCGACGACUUCCAGGCCGUCUCCGACCGCAUCCCCUUCCUGGCCGACCUAAAGCCCUCGGGCAAGUACGUCAUGGCCGACGUGCACGAGAUCGGCGGAACCCCCGCCCUUCUGAAGCUGCUCCUCCGCGAGGGCCUGAUCGACGGCUCUGGAAUGACUGUCACCGGUGAGACCCUCGCCAAGAACUUGGAGAAGCUCCCCGACUUCGACGCCGACCAGAAGGUCAUCCGGCCCUUCUCGGACCCCAUUAAGAGCACGGGCCACAUCCAGAUCCUGCGCGGCUCUCUCGCCCCCGGUGGCAGUGUGGGCAAGAUCACCGGAAAGGAGGGCACCGUGUUCACUGGUAAUGCCCGCGUGUUCGAUACCGAGGACGACUUCGUCGCUGCGCUGGAACGCAACGAGAUCAAGAAGGAGGACAAGACAGUCGUUGUGAUCCGCUACUGCGGUCCCAAGGGUGGUCCUGGUAUGCCGGAGAUGCUGAAGCCCUCGUCUGCCCUGAUGGGAGCCGGUCUCGGUAACUCUGUUGCCCUGAUCACCGACGGCCGUUUCUCGGGUGGUUCGCACGGUUUCCUGAUCGGCCACAUCGUGCCCGAGGCUGCUGUCGGCGGUCCUAUCGGUCUUGUUGAGGACGGUGAUGUGAUUACCAUCGAUGCUGACAAGCUUCUCCUGGACCUUGAUGUUCCCGAGGCCGAGCUUGAGCAGCGUAGAAAGGACUGGGAGGCCCGUAAGGAAGCUGGUCAGCUGCCCGAGACUGGUUUGACGAUGCGUGGUACUCUGGGCAAGUAUGCUCGUAACGUCAAGGAUGCUAGCCAUGGCUGUAUCACUGAUGCCUUGGAUUAA